UGCUAGCAUUUGUACGAGGAAUGCUGAUGUUUGCUUGGAGUGUAUCUGCGGGGAGAGUGAACCUUCCUGUUUGCAGUCCAGUCCAGCCUGUCGUUGGGUAGACUUUUUUUUCUAAUCUGUAUUGAGGAUUUGUUUGAUUUCUUUUUUUUAUUUUCACUUCACACAUCACAUGCUUCUCCGGAGUGUUGAGUUCACGCUUGGUCUUGGUUGUCGCAUUUGCUGUGUUUAAAAAAAAAUAAAGAAUGAGUGUGUGCUUGAAAGGAUUUGGUGGAGAAGACCUUGUUUUGAGCUGCUAAUUUCUCACCACGAGCAGAGGUGUUUUUCUGAUUGGGAAAAUGACUCUUGUGCUUUGACAACCGCUGAAGGACCAUGGGAUCAUCAACGCUGGGGAAAGCUGCCACUCUGGAGAAGUUGUUAAACGCCUGCAUUGAGGCUUUUGAUGACAACGGAGAAUUGAGCAGCAGCCAGUUACCACGGACGGUGCUGUUAAUGUAUCGCUGGUACCUCACUUCAACUGAACUGGCUGGAAAACUUCUCCUAAUGUAUCGAGACUGUGUUGACGAAGACUAUAAAAUGACAAGACUCAAAAUCUGCUACUUCAUAAGAUACUGGAUUGUGGAGUUCCCUGCCGAGUUCAACCUGGAUCUGGGAUUGAUUCACCUGACUGAGGAAUUCAGGGAAGUAGCUGCUCAGCUUGGCUAUGAUGAACACAUCAAACUCAUUGACAUCUCAAGCAUCCCGUCGUAUGACUGGAUGAGGAGGGUGACUCAGAGGAAAAAGCAGUCUAAAAAAGGCAAAGUGUCCCUGCUGUUCGAUCACCUGGAGCCCAUGGAGCUAGCAGAGCACCUCACCUUCCUGGAGUAUAAGUCUUUCAGAAGGAUAUCGUUUACAGAUUAUCAAAGCUAUGUGAUCCAUGGCUGCCUGGUGGAUAACGCUACACUAGAAAGGUCCAUCGCGCUCUUUAAUGGCAUUUCCCAAUGGGUGCAGUUGAUGGUGCUCAGCAAACCUACUCCCCAGCACAGAGCAGAGGUCAUCACCAAAUUCAUCUAUGUGGCUCAGAAGCUGCUUCAGCUCCAGAAUUUCAACACCUUGAUGGCGGUGGUGGGUGGGCUGAGCCACAGUUCCAUCUCUCGCCUAAAAGAGACCCACUCUCACCUCUCACCUGAAGUUACAAAGAUGUGGAACGAAAUGACAGAGCUGGUCACCUCCAAUGGGAACUACUGCACCUACCGCAAGGCCUUUGCAGACUGUGAAGGAUUUAAGAUUCCCAUUCUGGGCGUUCACUUGAAAGACUUGAUAGCCAUGCAUGUGGUCUUUCCCGACUGGAUAGAUGAGGACAAAGUGAACAUUGUGAAGAUGCAGCAGCUCUACGUCACGUUUAAUGAGCUGGUGUCACUGCAGAGCACCAAUGCGCAAGUGGAGCCCAACAUGGACUUGAUCUACCUGCUGACACUUUCUUUAGAUCUGUAUUAUACUGAAGAUGAGAUUUAUGAACUUUCCUUGCUUCGUGAGCCUCGCAAUCCCAAAUCCCAGCCUACCUCUCCAACAACCCCCAACAAACCCGUGGUCCCGUUGGACUGGGCAUCUGGAGUGGCCCCCAAACAAGACCCCACCGUCAUCAACAAGCACAUUAGAAAAGUAGUGGAUUCUGUGUUUAGGAACUAUGACCACGACCAUGAUGGCUACAUCUCUCAAGAGGAUUUUGAAAGCAUCGCUGCCAACUUCCCUUUCUUAGAUUCAUUCUGUGUCUUGGACAAGGACCAGGAUGGUCUAAUUAGUAAAGAUGAAAUGAUGGCCUUCUUCGUGAGAGGCAACUCCCCACUGCAGUAUAAAAUGGGACCCGGCUUUAUCCACAACUUUCAGGAGAUGACGUAUCUCAAGCCCACAUUCUGUGAGCAAUGUUCAGGAUUUCUCUGGGGCAUAAUCAAACAAGGAUACAAGUGCAAAGACUGCGGUGUGAACUGCCAUAAGCAAUGCAAGGAGCUGCUUGUGCUGGCAUGCAGAAAGCUGUCCAGAGGCACCUCCCUGGGGAGCACAUCCCCCUCCUCCUGCAGCCACGGCUCUCUGCCCAGCAGUCCCUCCCUGCCACAGUGUGCUGUUCAAGAUGAGGUGUUUAAGUUUCCUGCCGUAACGGGCAAGAGGCAGGACCUGGACGGGCGGUCGAUCACUCUGAUGACGGGCUCGGCUCGGAAAAUCUCAGUGCGGCUCCAGAGAGCCACGACCAGCCAGGCCACGCAGACGGAGACGAUGUGGCAUGAGCAAGGCUGGGGGGUCGGCGGCGACAGCGGCUCACACACCUUCCCCAAGAUGAGGUACAAGCUCCACGGCAAGAGUUCCAAGAGCAAGGGCUUUGCACGCUGGGAGAACGCGGCGCCGCAGGCCAAGCCACAGACGAAGGAAAAGGGCGUCACGGUCAGCAUAGCGGAGCAGAACGGAAUGGACGUGCAGGAAGAGGAGAGACAGGAACCCUCAGAGGAUAGCUGACUUACUGCCAUUAAGGAAUAAGGAAAGGGCCCGUGGUAAUGACAGAAAAAGUCAACUUUGCCAGCUCUCUGGACUUGGUGGGAUAUGUUGGGUAACAAAGACCUUUGCCGUGUGGAACAGUGGUAGACCAGCCAUGUUCCCAUCACAGUGACAUUGCCAAGAAGGGGGACGGGACAUACAACGUAAAGAAGAGGCUCAUGCUAUGUCUUGGUGCAUGGGCAUAGUUUCACAGAUGAGAUGCAUUAAUUGGAGAACUGAAACAUUGAGCUCAACAGGGGAGUUUUCACUCUAACAACUGUUAUGGAGCUCCCAUCUCAUUCCACUGGAUACGCGAAGAAAUGUUUCUCCACUGUAGACCACAAACCACUUUUUCAUAUCCACACACUCUUAUGAUCCCACAGUUGUAUGCAGUAUGCACAAAUGCCCUAUAGAUAGGAGUAGACAAGAGGUUUUAAAUUCCCUUCGUUGGUUUACUGUUAAAAUGAAGAAGUUCAAAUUCAAAUGUGUAACAAGGGAAUAAUUUUAGAGGUUUGACCAGGUUUUGAUGUUGACAUUGUAGGUUUCUAUUUUGUAAAGUGUUUUCAAUGCCAAGAGUUAUAAGAGGGGAAGUGAAAGAAUAGAAGCGAUGAAAGACUGAGGAAUGUUGUGAAGCACAAAGUUGAGGGAAUUUAAAAACUGAAGUGUAGGUGAUGAUACAGGUAUGUAUAUAAGAUGAUCAGAUGUAUGUAUCGGAAAGCAAAGGAAGGCAAAGAAAUAAUGACAUGUGAAAAUGGCAUGUGCUGUUGACAAAUAAUGUACUAACCAUCCUAAAACUGCUCCCUUGUUAUAAGAUAACAUGGAAGAGGGUAGAAUUCAAUAACGUCAUACCAUUACAUUUUUGUUAUGAGGCGGGACAAAAAUAUCUCAGUCCAUUUCCAGUGAGACAAUAUCCAAGUGAUGUGGAACAUGGACAAGCCACUCGGUAGGAUUAGAUAAGGAUCUGCUGUCCCCACUGUGACACAACAAAUACAUCAACUGGAAUGUAUAAAUAUUAAGUACUAUAGCAUUACAAACCAUCUAAAAUACUGUAUACAUACUGUCUGCAUAAGACAACCUUUAGUUUAGUUUAGUUUAUUCACUUUGUGCCCACAGGGCCAGCACAGGUACAUCUCAAUUGUGCAGCACGAAUAUAAAGAGAGACCUAAGCAGACCAUACUCAAUAAUAAACAAUACAACAAUUACUAUACAUCCACGUAAUAUCAAUAAAAACACACAUACACACAAUACACAAGUAUAUUAAAAAGAUAACGAUAUUAAUAUAUAUCUAUGUUUUAUACUAAAACAAGUUCACCUCAAACUCAGAUGACGCUGAACAGCAGUUUUAAAGCCGGAGAGGCUGACAAUGACACAAUGGAAUCCUGAAGAGCGUUCCACAACCCCAAGGCUGUGCCAAAGAAAGAAUAACGACACAACUGAAGAGAUAAGGACUGAUGGUCAGAGCAGCUCAGUGGAGACCUGUCAGCCCAGGUCUUUCACCAGCACAGACUGACAUAGAAGUAGAACACAGUGAAUACAGAACCUUAUACAAAUGAAGAAGAAUAAAAUAGGACAUUCUGCCACUUAAUGGUUUAAGAGAAGAGCGACUUGAAUGUUUAUGACAUGAAGCAGCAAUGGUAGCAGACACAUGCCCUCAAGUAGCAAUUACUAUUCUUAAAAAUCUUAAAAACAUACAGUGCUAUUCGAUUGAUCUAAACAAGGGAGGUAUUGAUUAUCUGCACUUUUGCCAGUUAGCACUAAGAACUUUUGAAGGAGGGAGUCCAGAAGUAAAAAAGGCUGAAAUGGAUUUCAUCAAAGUCUUUUUGGUUUUUUCCAUGAACUUCAUUUUGCAAAGGUGUUGGUGGUGUGGGGGCCACUCACUACUGUUGCUGUUUAAAUCAAUUGGAUAAACUAUGCUGCUCAGAGAUACAGGAGUGCAUCAUUAGGGUUAUUGAUUUUAAUGGUUAUUGGUUUUAAGGAACCGUUUGUUACUAGACUGCUGGAUGUUGGCUAAAUCAAAUCCAUUUGCUUUUCUCUAAACGAGGAGGCUACUACAGGAAGACAUACACGCCUGAGCAGCUUGAACCCGGCACCCCUCCAGAGCCCGUUACCAGGUCAGUUACACACUGUCCUCCUAUAACCAGUAAAACAGGUCAGGUCAGGGGUGUUUCGAUUGACAAUGUAUUUAUGAUUCAUAUAAAGAGAACUUGCUGAAAGUUCGACUAUAGUGACCAUACUAGGGGCUCGGAAAUCGGUGUUUUACAUUAAAACAGAACUAUCUGAGACUUGAAAAGGUUGUGGUAUCUAUAGUCACAGUGUGGUGCCUAUAAUGUCAGGACACCAUAGCUUGUGCUGAAAGGCUGUAUACACACAGUGUAAAGCAUUAGUGUGCCAAUUUGUGAAUUGCAAUUCUAUGCUUUUACAGGCAUGCAACUAUUUAGAUAACACUGUCCAGAAUAUAUUACAUAGAACUCAUCAUUUGCAGCAUGUAAAAAUGUGUGUGUUGUAGAGUGGCAAUGACCAAUAAGGAGUUUUUUUUUUUUCUUGAUCCAAUUUCAAAUAAGGGUAACAUUUUAAACAGUGGUAUUCACAGUGGUGUUUCUUUCAGUCCCAUUCCAGUUCAGCAGCUGGUUUUACCAAGUCCUUGCUUGUUUAAUUGAGCCUCUUUCUGCAGGUUAAACUAAACAGUUAAGGUCCAGGGUUGACAACAUGUUUGGAACCUGAACUGGACUGGACUGACUGAAAGAGCAGGUUAAAGACAUCACAAGUGGUUUGUGUGUUCAAAGUCCUUGCUGUAUAUAAAACGCAUUCUAUCUUUAGGAUUCAAGGUGCUACUGCAGAAUUGCAGAGUUAAAAGCACUUCAGCAGGUGCAAGGGCCAGGGUUAAUAUGUGUGUUUGAGGGCCACCGUCUGCCAGUCUGUACUUUUACAUUUUUAUUUAGCUGGUCUACUUGAAAACCGACAUUUCUUACAUGUUUCUUUUGUUUGUUUUUUUUCUUCUUUUUGACUUAUUCAGUAUUGUAUGAUAAAAAAAUAUAUAAAUGUUCAUUAAAGAGCCUAUGACAGUAGCACCUUUAAAAAAAAGAUAACUGGCGUUAUUAGAGAUAUGUAAAUGUGGGGAAUUCUACUUCUAGUUUUAUAGAUUAGGAAUUAACAUGCAUGGAUCUGGGUCACUGGCUGUGCUGUUAAUGGUCGAUCUUUCUAUUCUCUCCGAGAUGGAUGGACUCUAUUACAGAUGCUAAUAAUCUUACACGAAGGGCAGAAAAAUAACCAAAUGUUAUCAUCUGCCUACUGAACUGUGGCUUUGUCACAUUGUCCCACAUGAUCUCUGGAUUAAAGGAGUGCUAACCACUGCUUUAAACCCAAUUUUCUUUCCUGUUCAUUACACUAGCAACAUAUAAUCGCUCGUCAUUUACUUCCUUGUACUGAAGAUGUCUUGUUAUUUGUGAAGUGUAAAUGCUAAGUGGAUUACAAAGUCCCGAUAACAACUCCUUUACAUACUUGACUAGUCACUAUCAGCACUAGUGGAAUAAGAAAUAUAUUAAUGUAUCUCCCUUGAUCUGGGUAAUCAGGGCUAUGAAUGUCUUUUUACUCUGGCUAGUAAGGAUAUUUCUUAGGACUAAAGUUUAUUUUAGAAGCAGAUUAUUUAUUUAUAUAUAUAAAAAAAGUAAUUUCUGUAUUUUUUAUAGAAGAGGUAGAAUGUUAUUUUGUAUUAUUAUUAUUAUUAUUAUUAUUAUUAUUAUUAUUAUUAAUAUUAAUAAUUACCGAUUGUAACAUUCUGUUAAGCUUGUUAGUUUUCCUGUAUAUUUCAUUUAUAUUUAUAUGCUUGAAGUUGUUCUGUUUAUUAUUAUGUAUUCUGGACUGCCUGGGGAUCACUGGUUUUGCAGCCAGGUAAUGCACUACAGCUCUUGUAAUGUGUCAAAAAAAACAAAAAACACAACAUGUAUUCAUAUACACAUACUGUUAUUUAUUUAAGGCAUUUGAUGUGUUUUAAUUGAAUUGAAAAAUGUGUGAAAUAAGCACGGUUCAUCAUGCUAAGUCGAAUUAGUCUAAUUAAGACAAUAAUCAGAAUUUGAUGAUUUUUUUUGAGAAAAAAAAAAAAGAACAGAAAGUUUCUGUACCGUACUCCAUUAAGUUGUAUUAAGUAUAACAUACAUAUGUAGGACACUCAGAAAAUAAUUAUCAACUUCAAUGGACCAAUAAAUUGGCUGAGACUUUUUUUUUUUUUCUUCAGGCCAUAUAUUUACUUAGCUUACACUGAAUCUGCCAUUCGUGAUAGGAACAUGGGAAAUGAACCUACUGAGAGCUGAAAAUAUUGAGAUCACAUGGUGGACAUACGUUGCUCUUCUAAAUCAGGGGUUUAAGAGCUGAAAACAAUUAAAAAGGUCUAAUUAAGCAAAUUAUCAAUUUAAUUAAGGGUCUAGUUAAGUAAUUGAGAGCUCAGCUGGAAUGAAAUCCAUCAGAUACAGAGGGUCCCUAGGACCAGGGUUGGGAACCACUGCUCUAAAUGAACUAGGAGGGGGACGCCAGAGAGUUAUUAAGUUUUUGACUUGAAAGUGAGCUCUAGCUGAGAAAAAGAUAUUCCAAUUUUCACCAGCAGGGGUCAGUGUAGACAAAUAGGUUGAGAGCACCUCCUACAGGGGAACUGAUGUACUGCACCAGGAUAAGAGACACACGGUUUAAUAGGUAUGUAGGUAUUCCAAAGAUUUAACGUGGCAACAGUUAUGACAUAAAAGUCAAAUACUGUAUACAGUUUAGGACCAGAGAGAGAAAUCUGUCCUGCGAUUUGCAUGCUAAGUGAACGUAUUCUCUGACGCACCUAAAUAGACAAGCGAAGCUGUGGAUCACUUGUAAAAAAAUAUAUCCCAGCCUCUCAUCCCAGUCUGGUUAACAGCAUAGACAGCGGCUUCUGAUCAGAGUUUGUCAGAAGAGGCUGUCUAUAAAGGCACCUUGUAAGUUACAUGGGAUCCUUAAAUAUUGAGGGAACUGUCCUGUGGCUGUCAUCCAGGAUACAAAACAAGCAACAAGUACCCAGCAUUACUGCUUGUUGUUAAUUCAUGAGAAAACACAUUUCUAAUAAAUUGGCAGAGAAGUGUAUAUACUUUAUUAAAACAGACCCCUAUUGAAUCACAUUCUAUAUAAAAAAUAAUAAUAAUAAUAAAAAAAAAAACAUUUAAAUGUAAAUGUAUUUAAUAUGUAUAAUAGGUAUUUAAUGAAGAGGAAAAAAGCACCCACCGAAAAACGUCCUUGGUUAGUCGGUUACUCAUCAUUGCCAAAGCUCCCAGUAUCCCAGUUCCUUUACUGAUCCGUCUCCCAUGACCCCCACCACUGUGUCUGUGUAAAUUGUGUCUGUAUGCUCUUCUUCACCUUCCUGCCAAAGCCAGAGCUUCACAGGAACAGCUGUGGUUGAGAUUUCUUUUUUGUAAAGAUUUUAAGAAUAUGCUGUUUCUGACCUUUCUUUUUUUUGUACUUGAUCUCUGUUAAUUGUAUGAAUCAUCCAGAUCUGUUACUCAAUAAAACGAUGAAAGCCCA
Molecule: messenger RNA, 8031 nt
Organism: Acipenser ruthenus (sterlet)
Lineage: Eukaryota; Metazoa; Chordata; Actinopteri; Acipenseriformes; Acipenseridae
Product: ras guanyl-releasing protein 3-like
Exons: 17
Coding region: 370-2484 (704 amino acids)
Biological process (GO): Ras protein signal transduction; positive regulation of GTPase activity
Cellular component (GO): plasma membrane
Molecular function (GO): calcium ion binding; guanyl-nucleotide exchange factor activity
Source: RefSeq, a predicted model, not a curated record